CACUGGUCCGCUUAAAAUUAAACAUUUAAACCGUUUCGAAGAUUUUUUUGGCGAAAAAACGUGGAAUUAAUCGGUGUUCGUCGGUCACAAAACCCUCGUAUAUCUGAUUUCCCCUUCAAGAGCGGCGCUUCUGUCCGUAUCGCGUUCCGAGCAGUAUUGUUUACCGGGAGCUAUCGGAGGACAGACAGCAGCGAAUAGGCGAAUUUGCAAAGUUGUAUUAAUUUUAUGCAGUUGUGCAUUUUUACAGCGAUUCAAACGGUUUUUUGCAUGGAAUUUUUUGACGUCAGAAAAAUGGGUUGGUUGACGAUGCAAAAUUAACGACGCCCGAGGACUAACGCAAGAAUUCAUGUGGAUAUUUUAAUUUCAUUUUAACCUUAUUUUUUGCGAAAGGAAAUAUUUUCCUCGAGGUAAUUUAACGAUGAAAAUGUGGGUGUUGGGUGUUGGAUUAUCAUGGGGUGAAUGGCGGUGGCGAAGCGAGGCGCUGUUGUUGCUUUUUUGAAAUUCUCGCUUGCUGCUAGCUAGCUAGCAAGCUAACAUUGAUUGGCAAGUUAAGCUAGCUAGCUAGCGCCCCUCAAAACGUGCAAGAAAGUGAGAACCAGGUUGAUCAGAUCAGCCUUUUCUAUUGCAAGGAUCUUUUCUUUCAUUUUCCGAUUUGUCUGGCCAGAAGUCAUCCAAAACUGCUGCAAUGGCUGAAAACCUGCUUGAUGUUGGACCUCCAAACGCAAAGCGACCGAAGCUAACAACACCUGCUCUGUCGACCACUUCUGACGGUCCAGAACUGGGCUCUUUGUCAUGGGAUGACCUGGAGAACGACCUCCCCGAUGAGCUAAUUCCUAAUGGCGGAGACCUGGGGCUGAUGGGCAUGCCCUCUAAUGGUGGUGGUAGUGGUGGAGGGGGAGGAGGUGGCGGAGGACUGGGCACCAUGGUUCCUGAUGCUGCUGCCAAGCACAAGCAGCUGUCAGAGCUCCUGAGGGCAGGCAGCAGCUCUAGCCUAUCGGGGGGACUCAACUCCGCCAGUCCCCAACCAGGAGGUAUGGGCACACAGCUGGCCACACUGGGCAAGAGCCCGCUGGGGCAAGGCUCACCCUCACACCCCUCCCAGACUCAGAAAGCAGGGGGCGCCGCCGCAGGUCAGGGCAACAACGCCAACGCAGCAGGCAUGGGACUCAACACAGGCUUCAACCAGGCCAUGCUUAACAGUGGCCAGCCCCACGGGCUCAUGGGCCAGAACGCUGCCGCCCAGCCGGGUCAGGUGAUAAACGGGACGCUAGGGCCGGCGGGGCGCGGCCGAGGGGCCGGGCUGCAGUACCAGGGCCAGGCCAUGCAGGGGACCCCGGCAGUAGGAGCAGGGGCAUCAGGAGGAGCUGGAGCGGGAGCUGGAGGAACGGGCAGCGUGCUGGCAGAGACCCUCGCGCAGGGCACACAACAGAUGGGCACGCACACGGCCAUCAACACUCAACAGGCUGGCAACAUGAACAAGAUGGGCCUGGCAGGGAACAGCAGUCCGUUUGGGCAGCCUUACGGGCAGGCAGGGGGGCAACAGCUAGGGGCUGGUGGAGUGAACCCCCAGCUCCAGAAUAAAGGCACUCUUCAGAACAGCCUCCCACUCUUCCCCACUGAUUUGAAGGGUCCGCCCGUCACCAGCGUGCCAAACCUGCAGCAGCAAGUUCCAGCGGUGGGCAUGGUGCCGGCCCAGGGCGUGUCGGCAGGCCCCACGGCUGACCCGGAGAAGCGGAAGCUGAUCCAGCAGCAGCUGGUCCUGCUGCUCCAUGCCCAUAAGUGCCAGCGGCGGGAACAGGCUAACGGAGAGGUUCGCGCCUGCUCCCUGCCUCACUGCCGCACCAUGAAGAACGUCCUCAAUCACAUGACCCACUGCCAGGCUGGCAAGUCCUGCCAGGUGGCUCACUGUGCAUCCUCCAGACAGAUCAUCUCGCACUGGAAGAACUGCACUCGACACGACUGUCCUGUGUGUCUGCCACUAAAGAACGCCAGUGACAAACGCAACCAGCAACCCAUGCUGAGUUCUCCAAACGCUGGCUUGCAGAACUCUAUAGGUACAGUGGGCACAGGACAGCAGACGGCUCCCACUCUGAACAGCUCCACGCCUAUAGACCCCAGCUCCAUGCAGAGAGCGUAUGCUGCUUUGGGUCUUCCCUACAGCAACCAGCCACCCACGCAGACACCUGCGCAGACGCAGGUUCCUGGGCAGCCCAGCACGCAGACACCCCAACAGCAGCACCCACAACAGCAGAUGAGGCCGAUGAACCCUCUAGGUGCUAAUCAGAUGAAUUUGAGUGGAGGGGCUCUUGGGGUUCCUACAUCAGAACAGGCCAAACUGCACGCUGACAACUCUCUCCCGUCCACACUCAACGCCAAUAAUCAGUUGAUGGCAGACGGGUCAGUGGUGGGCACUAUGGGAAAUUUGCCCACGGCUGCUCCCAUCUCGUCCACGGGGGUGAGGAAGGCCUGGCACGAGCACGUCACUCAGGACCUGCGAAACCAUCUCGUGCACAAACUGGUUCAAGCCAUAUUCCCUACACCAGAUCCAGCUGCUCUGAAGGAUAGACGCAUGGAAAAUCUGGUGGCUUACGCUCGUAAAGUGGAGGGAGACAUGUACGAGUCUGCAAACAGCAGGGAUGAGUAUUACCACUUCCUGGCAGAGAAGAUCUAUAAGAUCCAGAAGGAGCUAGAGGAGAAGAGACGCUCUCGGCUACAGAAGCAGAUCAUUAACCAGGCGCCUAUGACUGCACCUGGGGCCCAGCAAGCUGGACUACCCCAGCCUAAUGCACCGGCCACUGGACUAGCUGGCAGGCCACAGAAUGGACCUGUGCCCAUGCCCAAUGUGCCAAAUCAGAUCAUGAAUCGCAUGCAAGUUUCACAAGGGAUGAACCAGUUUAACCCCAUGGCCAUGCAGAAUGUGCCCAUGUCCCAGACUCCUAUGGCAGCUCGCGCAGCCUCACCAAUGAACCAUCCGCAGCAAAUUAACAUGAGCUCCGUCCCUACGAUGGGUAUGUCUCCCACUCGGAUGCCUCAGGCACAAGGAAUGAUAGGAGCUCACGCUGGCGGUAUGGUGGCGCAGACGGCCAAUCAGACCCAGUUCAUGGCUCAGCCCCAGUUCUCCAGCAACACCGGCGCCAUUAAUGUCAACAUGGGCCAACCGGCUGCACAGGCAGCUGUCACACAGCUUUCACACACUGGUGCCAGUGUGGAUAACCGGGUGCCCACUCCAGCCUCUGCCGCCAGUGCUGACCUACACUCCCAGCACGCUCUACCCGACUUGCCCGCCCCCGAGCCCAAAACUGAGCCCCGGCAUGAUGAUCAGGACUUUGACUCCACAGGAGUCAAAACGGAAGCCAAGAUGGAGGUGUGUCCCACAGGCAUUACUGAGGAUGACUCUGGCUCCCUGAUGGUAAAGAAAGAGGAGCAGGAGGGGGCAGAGGCCAAGCAGGAGCCAAUGGAAAUGGAGGAAAAGAAGCCAGACAUGAGGACAGAGGCCAAAGAGGAAGAAGAGGGCGGGACCAACGGCACAACCACGUCCUCCUCACCUACCCAGUCUCGCAGGAAAAUCUUUAAGCCAGAGGAACUGCGUCAGGCCUUGAUGCCAACACUGGAAUCUCUGUACAGACAGGAUCCUGAGUCUCUGCCCUUCCGCCAGCCUGUGGAUCCCAUUCUACUGGGAAUUCCAGACUACUUUGACAUUGUGAAGAACCCCAUAGACCUGUCCACUAUAAAACGAAAACUGGACACGGGGCAGUAUCAGGAGCCCUGGCAGUACGUGGACGACGUCUGGCUCAUGUUUAACAACGCCUGGCUCUACAACCGCAAAACGUCACGCGUCUACAAGUACUGCUCCAAACUGGCCGAGGUGUUUGAACAGGAGAUAGACCCUGUCAUGCAGGGCCUGGGCUACUGCUGCGGAAGAAAGUAUGAGUUUUCUCCACAAACGCUGUGCUGUUAUGGCAAGCAGCUGUGCACCAUUCCCAGAGAUGGCACCUACUACAGCUACCAAAACAGGUAUCAUUUCUGUGAAAAGUGCUUUAAUGAGAUCCAGGGAGACAGCGUGACGCUGGGAGAUGACCCAGCGCAGCCACAAACGAUGAUAUCUAAAGACCAGUUUGAGAGGAAGAAAAACGAUACACUAGACCCUGAGCCGUUUGUUGAAUGUAAGGACUGCGGUCGGAAGAUGCAUCAGAUAUGUGUUCUACAUUAUGAAGUCAUCUGGCCGUCUGGUUUCAUCUGCGAUAACUGUCUGAAGAAGAGUGGAAAGUCGAGGAAGGAGAACAAGUUUUCUGCAAAAAGAUUGCAGACGACGAGGUUGGGCACUUACAUUGAAGACAGAGUGAACAAAUACUUGAAGAGACAGAACCAUCCAGAAGCUGGAGAGGUUUUUGUGCGAGUGGUGGCCAGCUCAGACAAAACAGUGGAGGUCAAGCCAGGCAUGAAGGCGAGGUUUGUGGAUACAGGCGAGAUGGCUGAAAGCUUCCCAUAUAGAACCAAAGCACUUUUCGCCUUUGAAGAGAUCGACGGCGUGGAUGUCUGUUUCUUCGGUAUGCAUGUACAGGAAUAUGGCUCAGAAUGUCCUUUUCCCAACACCAGACGGGUAUACAUAUCAUACCUCGACAGUAUUCAUUUCUUCAGACCUCGGAUGCUGCGAACAGCAGUCUAUCAUGAAAUCCUCAUUGGCUAUCUGGAAUACGUCAAGAAACUUGGCUACGUGACUGGUCAUAUUUGGGCCUGUCCGCCAAGCGAGGGUGAUGACUACAUCUUCCACUGUCACCCUGCCGACCAGAAGAUCCCCAAGCCCAAAAGGCUGCAAGAGUGGUACAGGAAAAUGCUGGACAAGGCCUUUGCGGAACGGAUCCUACAUGAUUAUAAGGACAUCUUCAAGCAGGCCACGGAGGAUCGGCUAACCAGUGCUAAUGAGCUUCCCUACUUUGAAGGCGACUUUUGGCCCAACGUGCUAGAGGAGAGCAUCAAAGAGCUGGAGCAGGAGGAAGAGGAGAGAAAGAAAGAAGAGAACACAGCAGCCUGUGAAACCCCAGAGGGUACACCAGGGGACAGCAAAAAUGCCAAGAAGAAAAAUAACAAGAAAACCAAUAAGAACAAGUCCAGUGUAAGCAGAGCCAAUAAGAAGAAGCCUGGGAUGCCGAAUGUAGCUAAUGACCUAUCCCAGAAGCUCUAUGCUACCAUGGAGAAACACAAGGAGGUGUUCUUCGUGAUCCACUUGCACUCGGGGCCCAUGGUCAACACCUUACCCCCCAUCAUAGAUCCAGAUCCACUGCUGACCUGCGACUUGAUGGACGGCCGAGACGCCUUCUUGACGCUAGCACGGGACAAGCACUGGGAGUUCAGCUCACUGCGUCGCUGCAAGUGGAGUACUAUGUGCAUGCUGGUGGAGCUGCACAAUCAGGGCCAGGACCGAUUCGUCUACACCUGCAACGAGUGCAAACACCACGUGGAGACACGCUGGCACUGCACCGUCUGCGAGGACUUCGACUUGUGCAUCAACUGCUACAACACUAAGGGUCAUGAACACCAGAUGGUUAAGUGGGGCCUGGGUCUGGAUGAUGACAGUAACAGUCAGAGCGGCGAGGCCUCCAAGAGUCCACAGGAGAGCCGCCGCUUGAGUAUCCAGCGUUGCAUCCAGUCCCUGGUGCACGCCUGCCAGUGCCGCAAUGCCAACUGCUCGCUGCCGUCCUGCCAGAAGAUGAAGCGGGUGGUGCAGCACACCAAGGGCUGCAAGCGCAAGACCAACGGCGGCUGCCCCGUGUGCAAGCAGCUCAUCGCCCUCUGCUGUUAUCACGCCAAACACUGCCAGGAGAACAAAUGCCCCGUGCCCUUCUGCCUCAACAUCAAGCACAAGCUUCGUCAGCAGCAGCUACAACACCGGCUGCAGCAGGCGCAGAUGAUGCGCCGACGCAUGGCCACCAUGCAGGGCCGCGGGAUGCCCCAAAACCUCCCGUCUCCGCCAGCCCCCACCGCCCCCAGCACCCCCACCUCCCAUCAGCAGCCCAACACGCCGCAGACGCCUCAGCCUCUCUCCAACCAGCCGCCCACGCCGAACGCGGGCGUCAUGUCCCCCGCUUACCCGAAUCCGCCCCGCAACGGUCAACCGCCGGCACAGGCCUCCCAGGGCAAACCUGGUCCUCAGACCCCUCAACAGCAACAGCAGCAACCGCCCCAGCAACAGCAGCCCCCGAUAGCCGCCGUCAAGAUAGCCCGACACAUCGAGAUGGUGGCAGCCCAGCAAAACCAGAAUCCAAACUAUCGCAUGAACGGCCUUCCCAUAAACCACCAGCAGCCACGCAUGCCUGGACAGAUGCAACCGCCCAUGCAGAUGGUUGGAGGGCCCCGAGGACCUCAGGUCAUGCAGCCCAUGGCUCCUGGCCAGUGGCCUGGGGGACCACAAGCAGGAAUGCAGCCAGCCCAAGCCCCACAGCAGGUUCCUCCCCAGCAGACACCCCCUGGUGCGCAACCGCAGAUGGGCAUGCAGAGGCCCAUGAUGCCCCAGCAGCAGCCGCAAGCCCGCAUGAUGGUACCUACGCAGGGCCAGCGGCCACAAGCACCCCAGCGACCCGGCACCAUCGCCCCCAACGCCCUGCAGGAGUUGUUACGCACCCUCAAAUCCCCGAGCUCGCCUCAGCAACAGCAGCAAGUCCUCAACAUCCUCAAGUCCAACCCACAGCUCAUGGCUGCCUUCAUCAAGCAGAGGACAGCGAAGUACCACGCCAACCAGCCGCAGGCGCAGCAGCAACAGCAGCAGCAGCAACAGGGCAUGCACGGGGCAAUGGCUGCUAUGCAGAGUGGUGCGGUGCAGAGGCCUGGGAUGGCCCCCCAGCAGCCUCAGCAGCCUACGCCUCAGGGCAUGGCAGCACUUGGGCCUCAAGGGCAGCUGAUCAACGCUGCGCACAGCAACAACCCCCAGCUACAGGAGAUGUACCGGCGGCAGCUCUUAAGGCAGCAGCAGCAGCAGCAGCAACAGCAGCAACAGCAACAAGGAGUGAUCCCCCAGGCCCACGGGCAGUUCCCCCAGACACAAGGAUCGGCCGCCAGCUAUUCGCAGCUUCGCAUGCAGCAGCAGCAACAGCAGCUAGCCAUGCAGGGAGCCAGUGGGCCCAUGGGCCAGCUCCCAUCCAUGGCGCAGAUGGGCCAGCCAGGCAUGGGUCUGGACGGCUCACAGAACAUCCUGCACCAGCGUAUGCUCCAGCAACAGCAGCAGCAACAGCUUCCACAACAGCAGGCAGUCCUCAAGCCCCAGAUGGGCUCUCCAGCCCAGCCCAGUCCGAUGAGCCCCCAGGCCCACCUGCUCCCGGGCCAACCCCAGGGGGCGCACCUACCCGGCCAACCCAUGGGCAACGCUCUGAGCAACCAGGUGCGCUCGCCAGCCCCCGUGCAGUCGCCACGACCGCCCUCGCAACAGCCUCCACCACAUUCCAGCCCCUCACCGCAGAUCCAGCCCCAGCCUUCGCCACAGCAUGCACCGCCCCACACGGGAUCUCCCCACCCCGGCCUAGCCGCCCCCCUGCCUGGCCCCAUGGAGCAGGGACACCUGGGCACACCGGAGCAGAGUGCUAUGCUCCCACAGCUUAACACACCCAACCGUGGUGGGCUGACCAGUGACUUGAGCAUGGUGGGAGACACGACAGGAGAUACUCUGGAGAAGUUUGUGGAGGGAUUGUAGCGUUUUCUGGGAGACUUCACCCACCAUAGUCUCCCCUCCCCUUUUCUGGCUCUUGUUUUUUCUCGAAA
This is a messenger RNA of Chanos chanos (milkfish), 7749 nucleotides long. RefSeq names its product CREB binding lysine acetyltransferase a (gene crebbpa). Gene Ontology annotation, biological process: positive regulation of transcription by RNA polymerase II. The coding region runs from base 686 to 7681 and encodes 2331 amino acids. The transcript is spliced from 31 exons. The record is from RefSeq and is a predicted model, not a curated record. Gene Ontology annotation, molecular function: chromatin DNA binding; zinc ion binding; transcription coactivator activity. NCBI's taxonomy places the organism in Eukaryota, Metazoa, Chordata, Actinopteri, Gonorynchiformes, Chanidae. Gene Ontology annotation, cellular component: nucleus; histone acetyltransferase complex; transcription regulator complex.